This is a messenger RNA of Babesia sp. Xinjiang, 3474 nucleotides long. Its product is annotated as Serine/threonine-protein phosphatase BSL2. The transcript has a single exon. Gene Ontology annotation, cellular component: nucleus; cytoplasm. Gene Ontology annotation, molecular function: calcium ion binding; protein serine/threonine phosphatase activity. The record is from RefSeq and is a predicted model, not a curated record. Bases 1 to 3474 code for a protein of 1157 amino acids. Lineage: Eukaryota; Apicomplexa; Aconoidasida; Piroplasmida; Babesiidae.
AUGGCGCCUUCUGAUAUUUUACCGCAAGGACAAAUGGAGCAUCUAGACUCCGAGGAGUUCUCCAUGGGUUUGGUCACUCAUAGGGAAGAGGACGCUGUUGAGCAAGAUGAAGCUGAAAUCGCUGUUGUACCUGGAAUUAUGAACCUAAAAUCCUUUGGUGAAGGUUAUAGGUCCACCCAGCGUGAUUCAAGCUCAGUCGCCUCCGGAAGUUCCAAAACAUCGUUCAUGAGAUGGCAUUCACAAGGUAACCUCCUCAUGGAGAUGAAGCGUGAAGAUGCACGUAUAAGAAGAGAAGCAAAAUCUAUAAUAGAUAGCUCCUCUCGUAGCGAUUCUUGUGAAGGCGAAUUCGGACAGGUGCGACCUUGCGAAACCCCGGAACUAGACCCCGAUGAAUUCUCUACACAGAUACAUACACUAUUCUUUACACCGCAUUCGCACUCUCAACCAGUCAACAACGAUGUUGUAUCGUUCCUACUCAAGACGUUUCGUGAUAUGGAAAACUCUAAGUUGAUAUCUGCGCCAUUUGAGCUCACAUCGGAUAUAGAACAUUUUCGUGGGCGUAUUUUCGAGGUCAUGAAUCGGGAAUUCAACAGUGUUACACUUUCGGAAGCAUUAAUCACAGUGGCUUUCAACCAAUAUGCCGGAAUGACACAUCCAGGAUACAUGACACUAGAAGAAUACCUAGCAAUGAUGGAAACCUACAAGGGUGUUUUCGCCAACGAUACUAUGACCCGGUUCGUGUUUGAUUCGAUGGACCGACGACGUAAGCUAAUGAUAUCUCUCAACGAUUUCAUUGCCGGUAUGAUGGCAUGCUCACCACAAGCGGUACACAAGGUGAACAACGCAGCUGGUCGCUUACGGUUGCAGCAUAUUUUCCGAGCAUAUGAUGUAAAACGCAAGGGCUAUCUUAAUAGAGAAGCUCUUGGCGUGAUGCUUGCACAUAUACAACAGCUUGAACGCAUUACUAACAGCCUGAAGGUUGAAGGCAUUGCUAGCAUGAACAAGUCGUUCAGUUCAAUGUGCUCAAAUGGAGGUUUGACAGAGCUGGAUGAUCAAGGAUCUGGUCGCACCGUAGAAGAGAUGAUGGACUUGAUCAUGUCUACACAUGAAGAUGGGUUUGGUUACGACGCAUUCUACUCAUGUGUCGAAAAUGGUUUGAUCAAGGGAUCACACCUCCUAUUGAGAUCAGACAAGGACUUUGCAGAAAUGGUUGGACAACAUCUCAUAUAUGCACUGGGCCAUGUGGUACUGCCUUCUGCCACCGUAGUGGCGAAUGAAGAAUUGCCGCCACCAGAAAAUAUUAAAAUACUAUUAAACGAAACUGAACAGGCGCCUUACAGCAAUGAUAACCAGCCAAACCAAUCACAAGAAUCGGUGAAGAAACCUUCAUUAUGGUCUACUUCAAACUCUCCACGGUCUCCGGAGGCUUACAAUCUGGCACAAUCUAGAUAUCUUGUCAAAUUCGCACAGGAAGAUUAUGGCCUAGGAUCCGAAUCGGGAAGGAACCACAUACAGUUUGGGGAUUCUCACGUGUCGAAGUCGGCUAGAGAUCCUUACAACUUCUCGGGGAUGGGUUCGGGCAGGAGACCUCUGUUCCACGCUGAGGCACCAAAAUCAAAGUCUUUGGAAGGCACUAACCUUUACCCAAGUCCACAACCAUUUGCCAAGAAGUAUACGCCUCAUAAAUCAAAGGCGAGGUUCGGAACUGGUGAAACCGAUUACAAUUUCCAGUCUCAUGGAGAAAGGACCAUGUUUUCUGGCGAUGGUCUAGCAUCAUCGCAAUGGUUGUCAAAUUCUAAAGAAGAUGAUGACGAUGUAUAUCCCUAUCACAGCGGAUUGAGGCGUGUAAGGCCCUUUGAAACUGAUCUUGGUGCUAUCCCGGUAAGUGAUGAAACACACCUGUCGCCAUUUACGCAUAAUCGUGGUUCAAAUGCUGAUUGUCCAAGUGGAUGGCGUGAAGUACACAAGCGAGCAGAUACAGAUGGUGUUCUGGGCAAUGUAGAUCAUCUAGGACAACGUGGUAUACGAGCGAGUAACUUGGAGUUCUCUACAUCGGCAGACUCAACAGAAAACCAUAUAGAGGUCCCUGAGCUAGUUCUACCUUCUUCACACAAAAUAGUGGACCAACAGUGCAAAGACCUGGGCACCAGUAUUGAACCGGCUGUACCUGUAGAGCCAUCCGUAGGUGUGAUAGCUGGUUUUACUGGCCAGAGUGGCGUGCAAUUUUCUGAUAACGUGGCUGGUGAAUCUCCCUCUGUGUUUUCAGGUGGUGACGGUCGUACCGUUGGCACACCUGGCAAGGUCCAAGAUACCGAGCUCGAUAUCAUUCUUAACAGACGAAUGGUAGAUCUAUGCCGUAGAUACCGCGCUAGAUUCAUAGGUUUCAAUAGUCGCAUGCUAUCUGAUUAUGCUGUGGCUUUGAAGGUUUUCGGAGGGAUAUACAGGAUUGCAUUCAAAUGCAAUAACUACCGGUCGGCGUUUAAAAAAUUCGACUGGUGUUCUUACAACGAGCUGCUCGAGCUUUGCGAUGUGGUUUCUAAUAUAGUGAAGCAGGAGACCACCGUCGUUAAUCUCCAGGGCACAACACAACUUCAUGGGCCCCUAAAUGGGAAUGUGUUAACGCUUCUGGAGUCAUUCAACUCUUUGGGGUGGCCACUGCAUGGUGAGAGUUGCGAUAGCGGCGUCAAUAAGCUACUAGAUGCGGGAAUGUAUGCCAAGGGGGAGGCCACCAAAUUGAUAUUCUUAGGUGAUAUGAUAGGCGAUGUUGAAGGUUUCUCCUUGGAGACACUGAUGGUACUGUUUUCCCUGAAGAUCUUGUUCCCAUAUCACGUAUUUCUGUUGCGUGGCGGACGUGAGGCACGUCAUAGGGACUAUAAAUCGCCUUUGUUCCGUGAGAUAUGUACAAAGCUCCGUGACAACGCAAGAAUGCUGAAAUUGGGAAAUGACGAGGCGCUACUGGUGCAAAGCGCCCACGAGCUUUACCACAGGAUAUAUGAUGUAUUUGAAAACUUAUCUUUGGCAGCAUGCAUUUCCGAGAGAAUAUUGUGUAUUCAUGGCUCAUUGUCUAAGAAGUUCUGCUCUCUGGAUCACUUGUCUAACAUUCCAAAGCCAAUCGUCAUCUCUUCAUCGGUAAAGGACGACAAUCAAGCUAUGGUGGCCUACACAAACCUACACACGCGUAAUGCGCUAUUUAGUAGUCUUUCCCCAGUCGCAUAUGAUGGCAGUGAAGACCAAUUUCAUGUGAAGUUCACGGAGGAUGCGAUGAUCCGCUGCUUGGACCUAGCUGGAGUAUCACUUCUGGUUACUUCUGGCUCUGUCGCUGACUGCGGGUACUCGUACGUCUAUGGAGACCGCGUGCUUCAGUUAGGCGGUUGUACCGCCGGUGGCACGUACUCAGCAGCGCUGCUCAGGGAGCAGCGCAGCAUGCACUACUUUAUCACGCAUCGGUCACUGCCAGUUUCAUCCUUGUCAUGA